Messenger RNA from Fibroporia radiculosa, 501 nucleotides. RefSeq lists its product as uncharacterized. The record is from RefSeq and is a predicted model, not a curated record. NCBI's taxonomy places the organism in Eukaryota, Fungi, Basidiomycota, Agaricomycetes, Polyporales, Fibroporiaceae. The coding region runs from base 1 to 501 and encodes 166 amino acids. The transcript has a single exon.
AUGGGCGGGCGCGGCGGCGCGAGUCUGAGCUCGCAGAUGGGCCACCAGCACCACCAGCGCCAGACGAUGGCGGAGGGCGACGCCUCGCCGGGGGACGGCGCGCACGCGGGGCACCGCCACAAGCCGAGCGGGGGCAUCUGCGCGGGGUGCGGCGGGGGGUUCCUGAUGAACAUCCUCGGGUUCGACCGCUUCACGAAGGGCAAGGCCGCGGACGGGCUCGCGCGCGCGGGGACGGCGCCGAACCCGUUCGACCUGGGCGUCGUCGGGAACUGCAAGGACUUUUGGACGACGGGCCGCGAGCUGGGCGUCGAGUACGACAGGCUGUACGACGUGCCCCUCGAGGGGUUCACCGAGGCGAAGCGGCGGCGGCACCGGGAGGAGGCGGACGACGGGCACGGCGAGGGCGGGCGCAAGUCGCUGCGCAAGAGCCUGCUCAUGGGCUUUGGCCUCGGCAGGGGCGGGAGCAGCCGUUCGGGCUACGAGCCGCUCAGCCAGGUGUGA